CGCGGUAUCGGGCGCGUUGCGUUCACCAAAAACCUUCCCUUCCAGCUCAAGGUCGGCUAUGAAUUCCACACGGUCGUUUUCUCUCGAGGUCGCGUCCAAACCAAAAGACGGGAACCAUGGACCCUUCGUCUCGUCGAAACUCGCCUGAACCAGAGAUUCCCUUUGAUCCCUCGCAACCUUUCAAAGGCGUCGUCGUUUGUUGCACCAGCAUCCCACCUGAUCAAAGAACCGACCUCGAAGCCAAAAUACAUCAAUUAGGCGGCAUCCACAAAUACGACCUGACCCGAGACGUCACCCACCUCAUCGUCGGCCAAUAUGAUACCCCCAAAUACCACCAUGUUGCCCAGCAGAGAGUCGACAUCAAGGCCAUGGAUGCCCGCUGGGUCGAUGCUGUCGGUCAGCUGUGGAUGAACGACGCCGAAAUCAACUUUGAAGCCCUCGAGAAGAAGUGGCAGCUAUUACCCCUGGAGACGAACGGGCCCGAAGCUGGCAAGGAAGAACGCGGCAGACUACUCCUCUGCAUGACUGGUUUCGAUGACCCCGACCAACGCCAACGUAUCGUCGACACGAUUAACAACAACGGCGGCACUUACACCGGUGACCUCACCAGGCAAGUCACCCACCUCAUCGUCUGCAAGCCCGAGGGUAAGAAGUACAAGGCUGCCAAGGCAUGGGGUGUUCGCACCGUUUCCCUGGCCUGGCUGGACCAAACCAUUGAGCGAGGCAUGAUCCUCCGCGAUCACUACUUUGACCCCACACUUCCACCGGAAGAACAAGGCCAGGGCGCGUGGAACCGGGCUUCGACGAAUAUGAACGCCUCGGUUAAGCGGUCGAGGUCGAUUUCGGAGCACGGUCAGAGGAAGCUGCGCAAGACGGCCAGCCUGAAACUCAGCAGCCAGCGAGACCACCUCUGGGGCGAUAUUCUCCGCAACAAGCCGUCGACGGGGUCCCUUGCCACACCAGCAAGCGAAUCAACGGAGAACAAGAACGUCAAUGAGGUAAAGGACGGGAUAGAGGUCGCCGACUCAGCUGCCGAUCUUUCGGCCCCUCAGGCUCCUCCGCCGGAUGUUGGUAUCUUUGGAGGCUGCUCGUUCGCCAUGUCGGGCUUCGAGAAAUGGAAGCAUGAUGUUCUCGUCGAAGCGAUCACAUCCUUGGGAGGGACCAUAUGCAACUCGGUCGAACAACUGGCGGCAACGAAUUCACAAAACCGACAUGUGAUUGUUCCACAGAGGUCACGCGCAGACAGCCACCCGCAGAUUCCCGGAGCCGUAUCCAGCCUGGUCUCUACCGUGACGGAAUUCUUCAUCGAGAGAUGCCUGCACAACAAGACGCUCUGCGACCCCAAAGAACACGCCCUCGGCCGACCGUUCCCGCACUUCCCCGUCUCCGGCUUCGAAGAACUGGCCAUCUGCACCGCCGGCUUCGCCGGUAUCGACCUCCUUCAUGUGGAGAAGUGCAUUACCCAGCUGGGUGCCAAGUACGCCGCCAGACUAAACGGCGCCACGUCCGUCCUCGUCUGCAGGGCUUUGGCAGAAACGAGGAAGGAGAAGUUGAAGUUCGCCCUCGAAGCGAAUAUACCCGUCGUUAGCGCAGACUGGUUGUGGGAGUGCGUGUCGACGGGGUAUAACGUGCCGGUGCAGAACUUCCUGUUCCCAAAAUUGAUGCAGGACACAAAUAUCAAGCCGAGAGUAAGACCGAGGCAGGACGACAAAUCCGCCGACUUGCAGAGAAAGAAGUUGGAGCAAAGUAUCGCCAGACCGGGUACAAACGUCCAAAGGACGUCGUCACGAGGUGUGGCACUGGACGACACGGCGUUCACGAGCGAGAAGACGAUACCCAGUGUAGGACGGGGGCUCAGUAAGAGGAACGGAACAGCAGGCGGCGAUACCCCGUUCGAGACAGCCAGGACGCAUCAGCAGCAGCACCAGCAACAGCAGCAGAUGGACAGCUUCGGCGGCGGGACGGUCCCCAGGCCCCUUUCCGACCUGUCGACCAGCGCGCUCAACAAAUCCCCUUCGCCGCAGAAGCCGGCGUCCAAGCCAUCAGCAAAAGUUGCGAAGCCCCACAUCAGCACUUCUGCUGAAGACUUUGCUGCUGCUCCGCCUCAGGCUUCGGGCGGCGAGGAGGACGUCAGAGAAGAAAUACGGACCACCGAAGAGGACGGGAACGGGGUACAGCAGGAGAAGGAGGGCCCCACGGAAGAAGAGAUCCGAGCAGAGUUGAAGCGAAAGCAGGACGAGAAGAAGGCGGCCGAGCGAGCGGCCAUUUCGUCGAAAAUCACAUCCCUUAUCGAAGCGAGGGCUACAGCCAGCAGCAGCAGCAGCGGCAUUCUUCAUGUUGGAAUGGGCGGGAGCGGAGGAGGCGAGGAGGCACGGCUGCAGGACGAAGAGGCUGCGACGGGAGGAGGGAAUGGAGCAGCCGCAGCCGCAGCCGCAGCCGCAGCCACGGCCCCCAAGUUGUCGCGUAGGAAAAAGGGCAUCUUUGGACGGGCGGUGAGCAAUGUGUCGGCGGCGUCGAGCGCGAGCCUUGAGUCGGCUGCGGGCAAGGCGACGACGCCAGUGGCGGAGUUGGACGGGGAUGGGGGUCUGCUGGCGCGUGCGCGGAGUGACGGUGUCCUCAUGAUGAGGGACCGCCGUGGGCAUGCCCAUGCGGAUGGAGACGACGGACAGCAGGAGCAGCCGUUGCCGUCUACGCAGAUCGGGUACCAGGACCCUGAGGCGGCGCAGUGUAAAGCGGAGUUGAUGAGGCGGAUGUUGGGAGGGGAGGAGGCUCUGCCUGUGGUGAAGACCAAGGUGCGAAGAAGACCGUUGUGAGUGGUGUGUGUGUGUGUGUGUGUGUGUGUUUCCGAGCGAAACUCGUGGACUGCACUUCAUGGCGGGAUAAUGGACCAUGACUGUUGAUGGGUUUCAUAGCGAGGCGUUAUAUAAACUGCAUGAGAGACAACAUGAAAUGAGCAUUUUGACGACGGGCACUUGGGGAUUUGGCAGCCUUGACGGAUACUAUUUUUUUCUUUUUUUUCUCUUCUUUUUUUCCCCUCCUCCGAGGCGAUUUGGGACUGAAUUUAAGGGAUCAUGAAUUAAGACGCUCCAGGAAAAAAACAAUCAAGAUAAAUAAAUACAGAGGGUACGUUCCGUUAGCAGCAGUUCGUUCCAUGAAGACAGAAAGAGAAGAAAAAGAAAAGAAGAAAAAAAUGAAGCA
Molecule: messenger RNA, 3198 nt
Organism: Sodiomyces alkalinus F11
Lineage: Eukaryota; Fungi; Ascomycota; Sordariomycetes; Glomerellales; Plectosphaerellaceae
Product: BRCT domain-containing protein
Exons: 3
Coding region: 117-2813 (898 amino acids)
Biological process (GO): mitotic G2 DNA damage checkpoint signaling; mitotic DNA replication checkpoint signaling; DNA replication initiation
Source: RefSeq, a predicted model, not a curated record